AUGGCAGAUCCCGUUUUCGCAGCUUCUUUUUAUGCUAAUGCUUCGCCGACCCUGACUCGGAGUCGGACAGCCACCGUCUGGUCGGGGCCCGUGCAGUUGUAUCAUGCUGCCGAAGACACACCUGGGGGGACUGGACAGGGAGCUGGAGCAGGCGGGGGAGGGGGUCCGGGCGGGCACACCGGUCACGGACAUCACAGCCAAGGCGGCGGCCAGCGAGAACGACCACAGCGACGGUAUACCGACGAUGCACCGUACGUUCCCCCGCGAAACCGCGACUAUGCAGAGGGUUACCCACAACAUGCUUUCUACCAUCAUAGUCAGCACCAGCACCAGCUCCCGGCUGGCUCUCCUCUCCCACCAUACUCGCCAUCCUCUCAUCCUCAUCCUUCCCAAUCUCAGGCCCGGCAGAGCUCGUUCCCCAUGCAACAGGGCGGUUCUCGUCGAGCGGGCACGGCCCCAGAGUUGACACGAGCACCAGCUCGGUCUCAAUCGUCGCCGUCAAUGCCAACCGCCCUUCCGCCAGCCGCCUUUCACCAGCCGGUCGAGCCAUUUGCCCAGUCUCCCCCAGUCCCGAUGCCGGGCCCAGACCCGGCUCCCAUCCUCCGUCGCAAGCUGAAUCUCCCCGAAAACGUCCCCAUCACCCUCUCCGCUUUGCCGGACUACGCGGCAGAUACGAGGCCGAGCGUGCCACUCCCCCUUCUUGUCCAGGUCGCAAUCUACGAGAGCGAGACGAAGAGAUUGACGCUGAGGGAGAUAUACUCAGCGAUUGAAGGGCGGUAUGAGUUUUUCCGGGCGGGGCCGUCUAACGCUGCGUGGAAGCGUUCGAUUCGGCAUGCCCUGUCGCUGCACCUGGUUUUUCGACACCUUGACCGGCCAGUCCAGGAAUCCGGCAAGGGAGGGUACUGGACCUUGGAUUAUUCGAGGGGAGAAGGAACCAAGCGGCAGCGUAAACGCCGCCCCGGGGAGGAAGAAGAUGGUUCCGAUGGUGAGGUCGAAACAGGCGAGACAGACGUCGAAUCUGCGAGCGGCAGUGAAUACGAGCAGCAGCAAUACGAGCCGCAGCGAUACCAGCACCACCAAGAGCUUUCCCAGCCACCAGUAUAUCGAGGAUAUAUCCAGGAGCCGUUGGCCCAUCCCCAAGCCCAGCACGCCCACCACCUCUACGUCGACACUGUCGCUCGCAUUAAACAGGAGCCUUCUCCAUCUCCGACACCGUCUCCAGGUAGCCAGAGCUCUCGUUCUAGCGACGGGUUCGGUGCACCAUCGCAAGGGCCUCUUUACCAUCGCGGAUACCAUCAACCCGCGCCAGCGAAUCUUUAUGGACCACCUUCCCAUCCUCCGCCCUCUCAAUCGAACGCGUACCCCGCUGGUUACCAGGAGACUCGCAGAACGCUCGCUCAUUCUCGUUCCUGGACCCCACAAGAGUUCCAGCAAGGGUCAAGUCGCGAUAUGCAUAGUCGGCCUGGUGGAGCUGGGAAUGCGGCUCGUGGCCAGCAUCAACAACAGCUAGUGGAUCCAAGACUGCUGAGGGCGCCAUAUUCGACCCAGUUUGGCCAGCCAUACGGACAUGGACGGGGUACACCACCAAGCGGCGAGGAGGAAGAUAAGCAAUGGCAUUAUCAAAGCCAAGGCGGGGGUGGGCAGUCGUGA
Mycena indigotica is the source of this 1650-nucleotide messenger RNA. RefSeq names its product Winged helix DNA-binding domain-containing protein. The record is from RefSeq and is a predicted model, not a curated record. The transcript is spliced from 3 exons. Bases 1 to 1650 code for a protein of 549 amino acids. Gene Ontology annotation, molecular function: RNA polymerase II cis-regulatory region sequence-specific DNA binding; DNA-binding transcription factor activity, RNA polymerase II-specific. Lineage: Eukaryota; Fungi; Basidiomycota; Agaricomycetes; Agaricales; Mycenaceae. Gene Ontology annotation, biological process: regulation of transcription by RNA polymerase II.